This is a messenger RNA of Xenopus tropicalis (tropical clawed frog), 827 nucleotides long. Its product is annotated as provisional ortholog of caveolin 3. Gene Ontology annotation, cellular component: plasma membrane; caveola; Golgi membrane. Lineage: Eukaryota; Metazoa; Chordata; Amphibia; Anura; Pipidae. The record is from RefSeq and is marked provisional. Gene Ontology annotation, biological process: caveola assembly. The transcript has 2 exons. Bases 124 to 549 code for a protein of 141 amino acids.
GUCUUGAGUCCGGGCUGUUUGAUGCUAUGUCCCAUGGAAACCCUCAGUGUCUGACUAUAAAUAUUCCCCUGGGUGCAACUGAGAGACACUAGCCUCCUGAUAACAGAGCGUAUCCCUGCAGCCAUGGAUGAGCCCAAAUCCAUCCCCAGUGAGCCCAUGCCCCUGGACAUGGACAACCGGGACCCUAAUAACUUGAAUGAUCACGUGAGGGUGCUCUUUGAGGAUGCCUUUGGUGAGCCGGAUGGAUCCCACAGCAUUCCGGGAGUGUGGGGCAUGUCCUACAAGACAUUCAAUGGGGUGAAGAACUGCUGCUACAUUGUCCUGUCUGUGCUGUGUGGGUGCCCCCUGGCCUUCUGCUGGGCACUACAGUUUGCCUGCGUACAGUGCUGCCAUAUCUGGAUGGUGGGCCCUUGCAUACGCGCAUGGAAUAUGAAUGUGAACUGUAUGAAGAUGUUCUACAGCUCCUGUGUGCACUGUCUGUGUGACCCGUGCUGGGAGGCCUGCGCCCUGUGCUUGAGUAUCAUUCGUGUGCAGAAUAAGAACGGAUAGUGUGCCGCUUGGCAGGAUCACCCAUAAGGGCUCUGCAUUCACCAUAACCAGCCCUGGGUUCUGUCCCUUAGUGCUCAGCAUAGUGCAAUGAGGUGUGGGGCUGCUGCGCAGAGUAAUGCUGGGGCCAGGCUGUGCUACAGAACCCUUCAUGGACAUUUUCACUUGUAUUAUCUGUCCUAAACCCUACGGUGAACUGCCACAAACCUGCAUACCCGGUGGCACUCUAACCCAUGUCAUAUACUGUCUGUACUGUACAAUAAAACCAACUCUAUAUCUGC